Molecule: messenger RNA, 3957 nt
Organism: Botrytis porri
Lineage: Eukaryota; Fungi; Ascomycota; Leotiomycetes; Helotiales; Sclerotiniaceae
Exons: 2
Coding region: 837-2903 (688 amino acids)
Source: RefSeq, a predicted model, not a curated record
CAUUAUCAUAAAAACAUCUACUGAGCUAUUUCGAUAUUCUCCUGGCUCACAGAAUAAAUCAACUGUCUCACGUUCAUCUACUAAUUUUUUGAGAAUUCCUGUGACAGAUGCAAUACAUGCUGGAUAAUAAAGUAAUGGUCUCAAAAUUACGUUGCUCCAUCGAGUCUUGGUCAUGAAAAGGCGAAUCUUGACUAAACUUCUCAAGGGAUGGCCUAAUUUGGCUAUUGCAGAUAUCCAAGAUAGCCAGGUCGAUUGAUAUAUUCGCCUCCUAGCAUUGUAUCGCAGGGGUUCGAUUGAUACUUGCUAUCAAUACCAGAACAAUUCCUCGUUAUGAUUACGCGGCCUUUUUGCAUAUACAAUGGCUCUGGCUACGAUGACCUCGUGCUUCCCAAUAACAAUGAGGGGCACGUUCUAACGGACAGGAAACCUACUUUGUUAGAUGAAGUGCAAUCGAGUUGAGAUUUUGGGUACCUGAAUUGGCGACAACAAUUGUUAUGUACAUAUCGUCGAGGCGGUUUGAUUUGAUCAUUGCUGAUUGUUGAUUGCUUGAUACCGGAAGGUUCUUGAUCGCCAUCUAUCGCAAAUAUCUUGACCGCACUCCCUUCACUAAUACAGCUUGAUUCUUCCGAACAUUUCGAGUACCAGGCUGAUCGCAGUGGCAUGGCUGAGUUGUCGGUAACAACGAUUGGAAUGAGGCGUCUGCAAGGUUUCGGUUGGCAUUCCUUGGUGUCCAGCUGAGCUUAAAGUGAGUUUCAACGAAAACCUCAAGUCUAACAUGCAAUCAGGUUGUUGUCCUAUUAAUCCUACUGUUGGUACAUUGAUAUCUUCUUGAAAAGAUGGCGUUUUAUCAGUACACUCCUAUAAAUUCUCAGGAACUUCAAAUUCGAGUGUUACACAUCCUCCCAAAGAGUCACACAGAUCUGACAACGUCGGAUGAGCUUUCCAAGCAACUUGAUACAGUUUCUUGCACGCUGCACGUAGUCUCUUUGAGAGAAGCCCCAGACUAUCAUGCUUUGUCUUACUGCUGGGGGGACCCUGAUCUUCCUCGAGCACGAAUCUUGCUCGAUGAGACAGAAGUUGAAGUUACCAUCAGUUUGGAACAAGCUUUGAAGACAUUUCGGCAUGCGACAGAACCGAUGGUUCUCUGGGCAGAUGCAAUAUGUAUCAACCAGAAUGAUCCGGAAGAGAAGGCAGAACAGAUCAAACUGAUGAGAGAUAUCUACAGUUGUGCCAAUAUCGUGGAUAUUUUUCUAGGAGAAGGAACUCCUAGAACUGACGAGGCCAUGGACGUGGCUCUGACUAUAGGACAAGCUGCGUAUGAUAUAGGGAUUUUUUCUGUUACAGUGGAUAGCAUGAGAGAUUGUGAAUUUUAUGUUCGCGAAGAUCAAGAAGGAUAUGGAUUCAAUCGUCCGAAAAUAGACGAUCCGCUUGCUGUUGUGAAACGCUCGCUGUACCAGCUUGCUAUUGAUAUUGGCCUUGACUUCCCAUUUCUCGGUUGGCAUGAAAUAGGGAGUCGAGAUUAUUGGAACCGGCUUUGGAUCAUGCAGGAAUUUUGCCUUGGCAGAGAGCUUAUGAUAACAUGUGGUCAAAAGACUAUGCCAUUUCAUCCCUGGUUCGAAGCAGCUUGGAUUUUCUUUGCCAUGCAAUCGGCAAUGAUCCUUCACACAUACGGCCUCCAAAGAACAGCUAACGAUCCCAUCGUAUCCCCAAUUCUUCAAGAGAUUGCAAGAUGUCUCAGUACUGCUCCUAUAAGUCUGAACCGACUUCUGGGGACUCGAAAACAUCAUCGCAAAACCGGUGGAUCUCCUCUGGUCAAACUGUUAGAAAGAGGCUGUAUCCAGGCCUCGAGAGAUUUAGUCAGAAAGGCGAGAUAUCCUCGAGAUAGAAUCUAUGGAUUGCUAGGAAUGGCUUCCGAUGCUCAAUCUUUAAACAUCCAACCCAUAUAUACCAACAUCGAUUCGGAUGAAGAGACAGUACAGAUAUUCACAUCUGUUUCUCGAAUUUUUUUGGAACAGAACAAUGGGGAUUUAUUAGCAUGGAAUCAACAGCCCAAAACAUUGAAAGGCUUUCCUAGUUGGGUUCCGGAUUUCUCAAACACACUGCUAGAACCCUCUUGUGAGGCCAAGAAAGCGGCUCUCUUUUCUGCUUCGGGCCAAUCAGAACUUUCGCUUUUCUCUGAAUUGGAAGAUAGUGAUCCAAGGAUCAUUGGACUAAGAGGUGUCAGAGUCGAUACUGUUAUGGCGAUUGGAAGCUUGUUCACUGUCGACAACAGACAAGGUAUCAUAUCUCGUACUACCGACGAAUACCUAGCAAUUCACGCCAAUAUCAUGCGAUACUUUGAUGAAAUAACACAUUUCUGUGAGCAAGCUCAGACUCUAGAUGUAAAAGAUGCUGCAUCCCCGCUAUCGCAGGACGAAAUGAAAUGGUUCGGAGCCAAUUGGCGCAUUCCCUGCGCAGACCAGACAGACUCCUUCACAUUCCGCACUCGCGCUUCUCAUACCUCUUUAAUGGGCUACAACGAUCUUCGACGUAGUAUAGAACUCUAUUCCGAUAAUGCGAGAAGUAUUACGGAUAAUCAUUUAAGCGAAGAAGAAUUUGAUGCAAAUACUGAGGAACAUAUAAGGUGUGUUCAGACGGCUGCAUAUGCUGCGUACAAAAAUGCAAUGAGUUAUCAGCAGAAUCGAAGACCGUUUAUAUCAGAACAUGGAUAUGUAGGUCUUGUGCCUGGACAUUCAUUGCCCGGGGAUGUUAUAGUCAUUAUCUUUGGAACGGUCCAACCUUUUGUGUUAAGGAGUGUUGGAGAAGAUAGAUGGGAGUUAAUUGGAGAAGCUUAUGUUCAUGUGAUUAUGGAUGGAGAAAUCAUGAGGGGUGAUCUCCAGAAGGAAGACUUUGUGUUGACAUGAUCGGGAAUUGUACCAAGGGGUUCCUUGAAUGAGGUCGUUGCUAUUUGAUAUCGUUUAUGCGUGCCGCGUUUACAAACCUACGUAUAGGAUUGUAUGAUUUCCGACCAAGUUGGAGACUGUUUGUGAUGUUUUCAUACUGCAAAUGAGGAAAAGAUCCAGAAUGUGAAAGCGGGAUCAAAGAUAACACAACAAAUCAAGAAAACUCACAUAGAGGAAAAGAUCACCAAUAUCUCCCUCCUGCCACCCAUUUUCUUCCCAUCGUUUCACGCUUACUGAUACGCUCGUGGUAUUCCCGACCAAGAUCCAACAUCCCAUCUUUACACGUUUUGUUAACGCAAUCUCGUCCCAUUACUCCAGCAUCCCACCCUUUCGUUAUCCUUCUCAAGAUAGGGACUUGCCGUUUCAUUGACGAUCAUAGUUGAAGGAUUCAUCCAGCAAUUGGAUGAUGCAUAGUCACCGCCCUUAUGGUGCUGACUCUCCAUGCGCACAAUGCUUGUUCCAAUAACACUCAAUAGGGUUGAUUAAACUUUGGAUACCCCUGAAGGAAGGAAUGCCGUCAAAACCUCGCAGAAAUAGGUAUAGCAAAGUUGGGAAGAGUGUUCACUCGGUAGGCGAGUCCUUCUAUAUACAGAGCGAUGGCCAUGGUAUACCUACAAGCCACCACCUCCCAGCGCAGGGAACCGGGUUAGAAUUGUGCAGAUAAGGGGCACACCGUUGUUCGGACCCUACAUCGCCACUCUCGACCCGGUACUAAUAGAUUUCGGGAUGCCGGGUCUCACGGGUGAAACGGCCAUUAGGGAUGUGGAUACAUGGAACUCAAUGGUUUGAUAUUUUGGGACCCGCUUGAAUGGCUCGGGAGUUGGGGGUAGUGCAGGGAGUGGAAAUUGAACCGUGAUUUUGUCGUUGGGGAGAAGUCGAGGACGAUGGAUUUGGAUGAACGAAGUACAAGUUUGUUCUGGUGAAACAAUGUCGGAUCCACUCUGAAAUUACGGUAAAUGGGCUAGGGAUGAGGGAGUGAGGUAGUUUUUUUGAUCGUAAUUAACAGAACUGUUUG